Molecule: messenger RNA, 1945 nt
Organism: Morus notabilis
Lineage: Eukaryota; Viridiplantae; Streptophyta; Magnoliopsida; Rosales; Moraceae
Product: protein ESKIMO 1
Exons: 6
Coding region: 183-1580 (465 amino acids)
Cellular component (GO): Golgi apparatus
Molecular function (GO): O-acetyltransferase activity
Source: RefSeq, a predicted model, not a curated record
AAUAAAACAGCUUGAGAAGGACAACUCUCCCUCCACCAAAUUCCAACCCCAAUUGUCUUCUUUCAGACAAACCCAUUUCACCAAACGCCAGAUUAAACAAACCCCAAUAACCUAAUCGCUAAUCCUAACUUCUGUAACCAACACGCAGAAAGUCUCCCCUGUUCUCUACCGAAACAGGGGCGAUGAAGGGUCGCAAGAACAACAACCUCUCGAUACUCGUCGUCGUUUUCUCCAUCUUCCUCUUUGGGGUCUUCAUGUACAACGAGGACGUGAAGUCCAUCGCCGAGUUCCCAUUUUCUCGCCCCAAAUCCCAAGAAAUUCAAGAAACCAAACAGACAAGCCCACUUCAAGAAGAUCAAGAGGAGCCCAAGGUUUUGGUCAGCACCGGAACUUCCUUGGAAGACAAGAAAGCCGAAGAUUCCGAGGAGAAUAAGGUUACUUCGGAAUUGCCCAUUAAAGAGGAGAAAGAGAAGAUCGAAUUGCCGGUCGAGGAAAACGACGAAGAUGAAGAAGUCAUUUUGCCUCCGGAAGAGUGUGACUUGUUUGAUGGGGAAUGGGUUUUUGAUAACGCCACCCACCCGUUGUAUAAGGAAGAUGAAUGCGAGUUUCUCACAGCACAAGUGACUUGCAUGAGAAAUGGAAGGAAAGAUUCCAUGUACCAGAAUUGGAAAUGGCAGCCUAAAGAUUGCUCUUUGCCAAAGUAUAAAGCAAGAUUGUUGCUUGAGAAACUGAGGAACAAGAGGCUUAUGUUUGUUGGGGAUUCGUUGAAUAGAAACCAGUGGGAAUCCAUGGUUUGCAUGGCUCAAUCUGUGAUCCCUCCGGGAAGGAAGAGCUUGAACAAGUCUGGCUCUCUCAACAUUUUCAGAAUUGAGGACUAUAACGCUACUGUGGAGUUUUACUGGGCUCCAUUCUUGGUAGAGUCAAAUUCAGACGAUCCAAAUAUGCACAGCAUAUUGAAUCGCAUAAUCAUGCCUGAAUCUAUCAACAAGCAUGGUGUUAAUUGGAAGGAUGUGGACUACCUUGUCUUCAACACAUAUAUUUGGUGGAUGAACACUUUCACCAUGAAAAUCUUGCGAGGAUCGUUCGAUGAAGGUGCCACGGAGUAUGAUGAGAUCGAACGGCCAGUAGCAUAUCAAAGAGUUUUGAGUACGUGGGCUAAUUGGGCGAACCAAAAUGUAGACCCCAAUCGUACCACUGUCUUCUUCAGCAGCAUGUCCCCUCUUCAUAUCAAGAGCUUGGAUUGGAACAACCCGGAUGGCAUAAAGUGUGCCAAAGAGACCAUGCCGGUUACGAACAUGACCACCCCAUUGGAGGUUGGCACGGACCGUAGGCUGUUUGUGAUCUCACACAACAUAACUCAGUCGCUCAAAGUGCCAGUCCACUUCCUCAACAUCACAGCCUUGUCCGAGUACCGCAAGGAUGCGCACACAUCGGUCUACACCAUCCGCCAAGGCAAGAUGUUGACUCCCGAGCAGCAGGCUGACCCUGCCACGUAUGCAGAUUGCAUACAUUGGUGCCUCCCCGGGUUGCCCGACACGUGGAACGAGUUCCUCUACACACGUAUUAUCUCACACUCUUGACACUUGGCGGAUUCAAAGAUGCCACGGUGUCACUACUUGUGACUUUUUUUUUUUUUUUGUUGGCCUUUGAAUUUUCACUUUUCUUUCGAGUUCAUUUUGCCUUCCACCUCACCUAAUGUAAUUUUCUUAAAAUUUUCUGUUUAGUUUUUUAUAGGCUGGGGAUCAAUGGGAUAUUAGGGAUGGGGUUGGUCCGAUUUUUUGGUUCUUUGUUAAGCCAAUUUGGAUGGGGUGGGAGCUAAGAACGCCAUAAUUUUUUGUUGCCAAGUGGGCAAAAUCUGCAUAGGCCAAAAGAUGGGCAACUUUCCUACGGUUUACUUGAAUUGUACCUUUUAACAAAUAAUAAAGCAAAUGAAAAUUGUAUGUAA